Molecule: messenger RNA, 663 nt
Organism: Ilyonectria robusta
Lineage: Eukaryota; Fungi; Ascomycota; Sordariomycetes; Hypocreales; Nectriaceae
Exons: 5
Coding region: 1-663 (220 amino acids)
Source: RefSeq, a predicted model, not a curated record
AUGUCCGCCGUGCAAGAGGAAAUUGCCGACUCGUUUCGCGAUGUAUUUCUCAAAUGCGAAGGCAAGCUAGCUAACUAUUCUAUCGAUAUCUUAUUAGUCCACCAUGUCUUUGGAGGCACCACAAUUCCAAUACUUGAAGCUCGACAACGCACCGGGGAGAAAACAGCCGAUUUAUCAUACCGGAUGACAGAUCAGGCUGAGGGCGAGGAGAGGCAGCGCGGGUUUCUGCGCACGCAGCCCUCUUGUCCAGUAUCCCGACGAGCGAUACGUCCUGCUGGAUCGGACUCCAAAAAAGAGGCCAAUCAUGAUGAUGCGCAAGGCAUUGGAGUUGAAGAAUUGUACAAUGUUGAGUGGCACUGCAGGGUCACGAGUUUGCCUCAUUCAGGCUGUGAUGAAUUACCUUUAGUACGAGAUCUUCAGUCGCCUAUAACUGGGACUUUAGAACCACUAGGUAUUAUGGUCAUGGCUAAGUUCACCUACUCACUGUUAACUCAACCCGAUGACAUCAGGGUAUUGACUUUAUAUCCUGAUAACAGUAAAAGUGGUCUUGAAGGAUCCAUCAAGCACAGUCGGCUUUCUGUCAUCAAAGCUAGCCCACAUCAUAUCCACACACUGCGAAGUGAUCUCCAACCUUCAGAAUCGCAAUAUUUUAACGAUCAAUAG